AUGGGUAUAGACAUCAACCACAAGCAUGACCGUAAGGUCCGCCGAACGGCGCCCAAGAGCGAGGAUCCCUACCUCCGCGUCUUGGUCAAGGUUUACCGCUACCUCGCUGACCGCACCGGCAAGAAGUUCAACAAGAUCAUCCUGAAGAGGCUCUUCAUGGCCCGCCGUCACCGUGCCCCGCUUUCUCUUGCCCGCAUCGCCCGUUUCCUCAAGCAGAAGGGCAACGAUAACAAGAUCGUCGUUACCUGCGGAACCGUCACCGAUGAUCAUCGCCUCUACGAAGUCCCGAAAUUCACGCUCGCCGCAAUGCGUGUCACGGAAGGAGCCCGCGCCCGUAUCCUGAAGGCUGGCGGAGAAAUCAUCACCUUGGACCAACUUGCCCAGCGUGCCCCCCGUGGAGAGAACACCCUCCUCGUCCAGGGACCGCGCAAGGCCCGUGAAGCAGAGAAGCACUUCGGACCCGCACCCGGAGUUCCGCACAGUCACGCCAAGCCACUUGUCCGUGCCAAGGGACGCAAAUUCGAACGCGCCCGUGGUCGCAGGAAGUCCAGAGGAUACAGGAAC
Mesorhabditis spiculigera is the source of this 564-nucleotide messenger RNA. The record is from the annotation of a GenBank genome assembly. Lineage: Eukaryota; Metazoa; Nematoda; Chromadorea; Rhabditida; Rhabditidae.